Messenger RNA from Cyclocybe aegerita, 789 nucleotides. The record is from the annotation of a GenBank genome assembly. NCBI's taxonomy places the organism in Eukaryota, Fungi, Basidiomycota, Agaricomycetes, Agaricales, Hemipholiotaceae.
AUGAAGCGUAUCCCUUUGGAGUUUGUCAAGGCUGCUCUGCGUGACGGGACUGCGCCUCCAUCUUUCGUUUCAAACUUCCUCGAGAGGAAAUACACGGAAAAUGCGACCGAGAGACGGGAGCUUAUCGUGUUGAAUAUCGCGUACACUGUUUAUAGUGCUGCAAUCGAAACGACCAUUUCAGCCACUACAACUUUCUUCUACGUCAUGGCCACCCACCCCGAGGCGCAGAGGAAGGCUCAAGAACGCUCGAUGGCGCUUUAUCGCGAAGUCUUGAGGUACCAGCCGCCAGCCCCCAUCGGUGUGGCACAUGCGCUGUCAGAGGACGACACCUACAAUGGAUACUUCAUACCAAAAGGAGCCACGAUGUUGGGAAACAUCUGGGCAAUGAUGCGAGACGAAAAGAAAUAUCCAGACCCAGAGGAUUUCAAGCCUGAACGAUUUUUCGAUGCGAAUGGAGAGUUAAAUGGUGAUGAUAAGGUCCUAGCAUACGGGUUCGGACGCAGGAUCUGGGUAGGCAAACACAUAGCCAAUGCCACGUUGUGGAUCACAUUCGCUUCAAUCAUAACUUGUUUCGAUAUUCGCAAGGCCAAAGACGAACAUGGAAACGAAGUGAAUGGGGAAUAUGAGGAUGAGGGUCUGAUUAUCCACAAGAAGCCUUUCAAAUGCUCGAUCAGCCCUCGCUCCGACCAGGCGAGGAGGCUAGUGGAGGAUGCUGUCACUUUGUGGAUGCAGAGCGCCACCUGCGUCCGUGAGAGUGGAUGCCGCGAUUAUGACUUCACAAUUGAUUAA